Hordeum vulgare subsp. vulgare (domesticated barley) is the source of this 1514-nucleotide messenger RNA. RefSeq names its product probable protein phosphatase 2C 56. Gene Ontology annotation, cellular component: nucleus; cytosol. Lineage: Eukaryota; Viridiplantae; Streptophyta; Magnoliopsida; Poales; Poaceae. The record is from RefSeq and is a predicted model, not a curated record. Gene Ontology annotation, molecular function: protein serine/threonine phosphatase activity; cation binding. Gene Ontology annotation, biological process: protein dephosphorylation. Bases 95 to 1180 code for a protein of 361 amino acids. The transcript has 8 exons.
GCCUGCCCGUUUUUUUUUCUUUCUUUUACUCUCAUCCAGAACCCAAGAGCCGGCGCACUCGGUCCCCUCCGGAAGGUCGAGAAACCUGCUAGGGAUGGCACGCGCCGCUGCCGCUAACCUGCGUGGCCUGGUCGGCAUUGCAGCGGCGGGCCGGCGGCGGGUGACCGCCUCCGUCGCGACACCCCGCGGGUCGCCCGGCGGGCGCGGAUUCCGGGCAGUGGCGUCAGGCUCCGGUGGCAGGACAACUCCUGAAUCCCCCUCUUCGUCCUCGCCGGCUCUACCACAGCUGCAGCCGCGGCGCGGCUUGGCAACGAGACGAGCGGUGCUGCGUAACUUGAUUAGCGGCGGCUUAGAGAGUGAGGAUGGUAAGCUGAGCUGUGGAUAUUCAAGUUUUAAGGGGAGGAGGCCUACUAUGGAGGAUCGCUACGACGUAAAGUUCGCUAAAAUGAAGGGACAGUCAAUUAGCCUUUUUGGUGUAUUUGAUGGUCAUGCGGGAGCACUUGCUGCUGAAUAUCUAAAGGAACAUCUGCUUGACAACCUUAUCGAGCAUCCUCAGUUCCUGAAAAACACAAAGCUUGCUCUGAAGACGACCUUCCUGAAAACUGAUGCUGAUUUCUUAGAGUCGGUAACCACUCCUUAUAGGGAGGAUGGUUCGACUGCUUUGGCUGCUGUUCUGGUUGGUGACCAAAUCUAUGUAGCAAAUGUUGGCGAUUCACGUGCUAUCGCUUUAAAAGGUGGCAAAGCUAUCCCACUCUCAGAUGACCAUAAACCACACAUGUUUGUCCCUGUUUUUGUAGCUAUCCCACUCUCAGAUGACCAUAAACCUAACUUAAAGAAUGAGCGAACGAGAAUUGAGAAUGCUGGAGGUGGUGUUAGUUAUGAUGGUUUUACUUGGAGGGUUGAUGGAAUUCUGGCAAUGUCCCGUGCAUUUGGCAACCGUUCAUUGAAGAAUUAUGUGAUAGCAGAGCCUGACAUUCAGGAAACGCAGGUCAGCAGUGAUUUGGAAUACCUGGUUCUCGCUACAGAUGGGCUUUGGGAUGUUGUGCAAAAUGAGGAUGUCAUUUCACUUAUGAGAGCAACGGACGAGCCUGAGGCGGCGGCGGUGAAGCUGACGGAAAUGGCCCACUCUCGGCACAGCUCAGACAACAUCACAUGCAUUGUGGUGCGAUUUCACCACUGAACAUUGUAGGAUCUGUGACGGGGAUUGAUGGCAGUGAAAUUUUGUCACUUGAGAUAUCCUGAAAGAAUGUAUUCCUCUGAUCUAUGGCUGGUAUAAGGCUUCAACAACGGUCAAAGGAACUGGCCGAUUGGUUGGAUCUUUUUGUAGGGAAUUUUUGCAUCUGGUCAUCAUUAGUGUAAUUGUAUCAGAUCGGUUAGGAGCCGUGUCCACAAAAUCUGGAGGAAACCUCAAACGUGGGACAUGAUGUUAGAGCAUCUACAGCCGUGAUAGGCUUAUUCGGCCCCUCAAACGCCUGGGCGGGUCAUUGACUAGGCAUGCCUCAUAUUUGUCUCUA